Molecule: messenger RNA, 1496 nt
Organism: Cucumis sativus (cucumber)
Lineage: Eukaryota; Viridiplantae; Streptophyta; Magnoliopsida; Cucurbitales; Cucurbitaceae
Product: adenosine kinase 2
Exons: 12
Coding region: 133-1158 (341 amino acids)
Biological process (GO): purine ribonucleoside salvage
Cellular component (GO): cytosol; nucleus
Molecular function (GO): adenosine kinase activity
Source: RefSeq, a predicted model, not a curated record
GGAAGUGACGCGCAAUUGGGACUCUCCUCUCUUCUCACUGACCUUCCAAACUGCAUUCUCUUCUUCUCCAUUAAGCCGCUCAUUCUUCUUUCUUUCUCUUCUCUCGUUAUUCACCUUCUAAAUCUUCCUCCGAUGGCCUACGAGAAGAUCAUUUUGGGAAUGGGCAAUCCCCUGCUCGACAUCUCCGCCGUCGUCGACAACGCUUUCUUGCAGAAUUAUGAUAUCAAGUUAAACAAUGCUAUUCUUGCCGAAGAGAAACAUUUGCCGAUGUAUGAGGAAUUGGCUGCUAAAGAUAACGUGGAAUAUAUUGCAGGAGGUGCCACUCAGAAUUCCAUUAAAGUUGCUCAGUGGAUGCUUCAAAUUCCUGGUGCUACUAGUUACAUCGGUUCCAUUGGAAAGGACAAAUUUGGGGAGGAAAUGAAGAAAAACUCGAAGCUUGCUGGUGUCAAUGUACAAUAUUAUGAGGAUGAAACUACUCCCACUGGUACAUGUGCUGUCUGUGUUGUAGGUGGUGAGAGGUCACUUGUUGCUAACUUGUCAGCCGCAAACUGUUACAAAACCGAGCACUUGAAGCGACCUGAAAACUGGGCACUUGUGGAGCAGGCAAAAUACUACUAUAUUGCUGGAUUUUUCUUGACGGUUUCCCCAGAGUCCAUCCAACUCGUUGCUGCUCAUGCUGCCGCAAAUAACAAGGUCUUCAGCAUGAAUCUUUCUGCUCCUUUCAUUUGUGAAUUCUUCAGAGAUGUGCAGGAGAAAGCUCUGCCGUACAUGGAUUAUGUGUUUGGAAACGAAACAGAAGCAAGAACCUUCUCAAAAGUUCAUGGAUGGGAGACCGACAAUGUCGAGGAGAUUGCCAUAAAGAUUUCCCAAUGGCCAAAGGCAUCAGGAACACGCAAGAGGAUCACCGUCAUCACUCAAGGUGCUGAUCCUGUGGUGGUUGCUGAAGAUGGGAAGGCAAAAUUAUUCCCUGUUAUUUUAUUGCCCAAGGAGAAGUUGGUUGACACCAAUGGGGCAGGAGAUGCGUUUGUUGGGGGGUUCUUAUCUCAAUUGGUUCAAGAGAAGCCCAUUGAAGACUGUGUGAAAGCCGGUUGCUAUGCGUCUAAUGUGAUAAUCCAAAGGUCCGGCUGCACAUACCCUGAGAAACCCAACUUCAAUUAGACAGCUUUGGUAUGAUGCAGGAUUAUCAAAUCCUUUCCUUCCAUGCUAGAGCAGCAGCAAUUUUUCACCUCACAUCUCCUCUAUUACUUUAUUAUGAAAAGUCUUUAUAUAUUCACUUCUAAAUCCAUCCAUCGAGACUCGGGAGUCGAUUCUAUUUUUUGAAUUGUCCAAUUUUUCUCAGAGUAUUUCAUCUCAUGAUGGAAAAUUUUCAUUUGAGCUAGACUCUGAAUUUGAAUUGAUAUCGUUUAAUCUCGAACCAUGUGUAUCUCAAGUUAUGAAGUUUGUAAUUUUGGAUGCAUCUUUGAACUGAUCGGAAGAAAUUUUUUGACUCUAUAAUU